AUGGCGAAGGUACUAAAGACUAGAGAGGCAAAAAGAACUUGCGUCAAGUAUAACAACAGAAAAAUGAAAUCCCGAUUUUUGUCAUACAAAAAUUACAUGAUCAAAAGUCUGGCUAAAGGCUUUGUACAAGUGAGUCAAGAGCGUCUAAAAUUCGCCGAAUCUUUUAACAAAUGCAAAAAUGUCAUGAGCAGUAACUUAGAAAAUGCUCAACAAACAAUGCAGAUGCUCGUAGUGAUGUCAGAGUAUUUCUCCAACAUAAUUUUGUCGUGUCAGGAGUUUGUACCGCAUAACAUAUCUCCUCGUACUUCUAGUAUUGGCUGUUUUAGCAGGAAAGAGUCAACCAGAAGAAACAUGCCAAGACUAGCAGCAUAUUCAAACUUGGGUACCAUCGAAGAACAAUCAACUUCUGAAGAUCAUUCUGACGUUGAAAACAGGCGUUCACGUAGUUCAUCUGAGGAGGAGGACCUUCUAGUACUCGCACCUGGUAACGAAAGUAAGCUAAACAUGGGUGAUGAGAAAUGUGCGAUCUUCCUGAGACGGUCAGAAAGAUAUUCUGGAGGCAGAUCAUCGCAAAAUGACUCGAGGUAUUCAACAAACAAAAGUACAAAUGUACAUCUGCCCCACGACACCUUGGAAUCCGGGACGAAAAUGGAAGACUUGAGCUGGUUGUUUGCUUUAACUUUGGGGGAGGAUGAGGAUAAUACUAGCCAAGAGAGUGUUACGCCCGAUGAGCCGAGGCAAAACUCCUUCGCAAAUAUGGAGCCAAACUCGCCGGUGUUAUCAUUGGGUCCAAAACGAAGUUUCAACUGUGUCGACUCUUGCAUGCCUGAGUCGCCCAAACAGUUCAUCAAUCCGUGUGCUGCUUCUUCUUUGAAAGAUUUGUUUAGUCCUACGACUGGCGUGGAAACGUCUGGCAGUUGCACAAACGACGAGGACGAUAAUUGCGAUAGUCAAAGGGACUUUGUUACUCGUCGCCGCUACGUGAAAGACUCUAUAAUGUUCAAAAAUAAGCAAGGCCAGUUGGAGCCACGGGCAAGCUUACAACCCCAAGUGGAACAGUCUGAGCCAGUCAAAGCAUUCGCUCCUUUAUUAAAAUUGGAAAAACACGAAGCAAGGGUAAAAGUAUUAGUAGAGCGGCUCAAAAAAAGACUGGAGCUUGUACAUAAUAACUAA
Molecule: messenger RNA, 1173 nt
Organism: Copidosoma floridanum
Lineage: Eukaryota; Metazoa; Arthropoda; Insecta; Hymenoptera; Encyrtidae
Source: RefSeq, a predicted model, not a curated record